Chinchilla lanigera (long-tailed chinchilla) is the source of this 1770-nucleotide messenger RNA. RefSeq names its product keratin, type I cytoskeletal 16. The transcript is spliced from 8 exons. Bases 172 to 1770 code for a protein of 532 amino acids. Gene Ontology annotation, molecular function: structural molecule activity. The record is from RefSeq and is a predicted model, not a curated record. Lineage: Eukaryota; Metazoa; Chordata; Mammalia; Rodentia; Chinchillidae. Gene Ontology annotation, cellular component: keratin filament.
GGCUGGGGAUGGAGUGACGAAGUCGGGACGUGCCGUCAGCGCGAGGAGGCCCCGCCUGGCCCGGGUGCACAUAAAGGGCCGGUGUGCAGCACCCUCAGCAUCCAGUUCCCAGCACCUGUUCUCGCUCUCUCUCUGCCAGCUGCUCGACACCUCACCUCCCUCCCGGGCACCAUGGCCUCCUGCAGCCGCCAGUUCACCUCCUCCAGCUCCAUGAAGGGCUCCUGCGGCAUCGGUGGCCGCGUCUCUUCCUGCCGGGUCCCCAGCACCUACGGGGGCCUGUCGGUCACCUCCUCCCGCUUCUCCUCCGGGGGAGCCUGCGGGCUGGGGGGUGGCUAUGGCGGUGGCUUUAGCAGCAGCAGCUUCGGUGGAGGAUACGGCAGUGGCUUUGGUGCUGGCCUUGGUGGUGGAUUUGGUGCUGGCUUUGGUGGUGGCUUUGGUGCUGGCUUUGGCGGUGGCGAUGGGCUCCUCUCUGGCAAUGAGAAGAUCACCAUGCAGAACCUCAACGACCGCCUGGCCUCCUACCUGGACAAGGUGCGGGCCCUGGAGGAGGCCAACGCCGACCUGGAGGUAAAGAUCCGAGACUGGUACCAGCGGCAGCGGCCCAGUGAGAUCAAAGACUACAGCCCCUACUUCAGGACCAUUGAGGACCUGAAGGACAAGAUCUUCACGGCCACCACGGAGAACGCGCAGUCUGUCCUGCAGAUUGACAACGCCAGGCUGGCUGCUGACGACUUCAGGACCAAGUACGAGCACGAGCAGGCCCUGCGCCUGAGCGUGGAGGCCGACAUCAACGGGCUGCGCAGGGUGCUGGACGAGCUGACCAUGACCCGCUCAGACCUGGAGAUGCAGAUCGAGAGCCUGAAGGAGGAGCUGGCCUUCCUGAGGAAGAACCACGAGGAGGAGAUGCUGGCUCUGCGGAACCAGACAGGCGGGGACGUCAACGUGGAGAUGGACGCGGCCCCCGGCGUGGACCUGAGCCGCAUCCUGAAUGAGAUGCGCGACCAGUACGAGCAGAUGGCCGAGAAGAACCGCAGGGAUGCCGAGGCCUGGUUCCUGAGCAAGACCGAGGAGCUGAACAAGGAAGUGGCCUCCAACAGUGACCUGAUCCGGAGCGGCCGCAGCGAGGUCUCGGAGCUCCGCAGGGUGCUCCAAGGCCUGGAGAUCGAGCUGCAGUCCCAGCUCAGCAUGAAAGCGUCCCUGGAGAGCAGCCUGGAGGAGACCAAGGGCCGCUACUUGCCUUCCGCGGCUUCCAAGGGGCCCAGCCGCCGCGGGCUCCUGCCUGCUCCUGACUUCUCCCACGCCUCAGGGGAGGAGCUGAGGCUGGGGGAGGCCGAGCAGCUUCCCCGGAGGGCCACUGUGGUUGGGAGGCCGGACGGUCCCGGGGCGCAGCCUGACCCGCUGUGUCCACCUGAGGCUGCUGGGGCCGGGCAUCACGGCUUGCCGCUGGGGAGUCCCCACGCUCACAGCACCCCUCGGUCAUCCCCGCCCGGGGCCCCCUUGCCCGCGCUCCCCGACCCCCCGCAGCUCCCCUUCCCUUUCCCCCCGGAGUCCACGCAGGACAGGAGACAGGCGGCCCUCGCCUUCCUGCCUCGGCCUCCUGCCGCCUCUCCUGGUCCUCGCCGCUCCCCCGCGAACACCCCGAUUCCACUCACUGCGCCGGGUGCAUCUCCUCACCACCCCCGAGUCCCGGGCCUCACUGACUCCCCCCGCCCUCAGAGCUGCGACCUGCGAACGCGGGGUGCGGCGUCCCAGAGGGUGGCUGUGCCCUGA